Diplodia corticola is the source of this 1302-nucleotide messenger RNA. RefSeq lists its product as uncharacterized. The record is from RefSeq and is a predicted model, not a curated record. The transcript is spliced from 3 exons. Bases 1 to 1302 code for a protein of 433 amino acids. NCBI's taxonomy places the organism in Eukaryota, Fungi, Ascomycota, Dothideomycetes, Botryosphaeriales, Botryosphaeriaceae.
AUGACCGACAAACCCACGAACACCGGGCCCGGCAGCAGCGGCGCCGAGCGCCAACCGAUCGGCAGCUUCACCACCCUGCCCUACCGCACUCGCCCACCCGACGUCAACACCACCACCGCCGCCGCCGCCACCGCCCCCGCACCAGCCGGCCGCACCGGCAGCACCGCCGCGAACCAAACGCAACAACCGCACCACCACCACGCCGUCGGCCCUUCCCCCUUCCUCCCGGUCUACAACCUCACCCUGAGCCACCGCCCCCGCCCCCAGCAACAACCCCAGCAACAGCUCCCCGCCGAGACACAGCAAACGCAACAACAACCGCACCACCACCGCCACGCCGUCAGCUACCCUCCCGGCCUCGUCCCCCCCUCCAACCUCACCCCGAGCCACCCCCGCCGCCAGCAACCCCAACAACCCCAGCAACCCCAGUACCUCCCCGACCUCGGCUUCAACCCCGCGACCCAUCUCGCGGCGCCUACAACGUCUACGCUUUCGCCUACAGCGCAACCAUUCGUCCCCACCGCCCACGACAACAACCGCUACGCCAGUCAGACGACGACGACAACAACAACAACAACGACCACGACCACGACCACGAUGCUAUCGUCGUCCCAGCCGCCCUGGCUCAACGUCGAUACUGGAAGCGUAGACGCAAGCGCAGACGAAAGCGCAGACGCAGACGCAGACGCAGACGCAGACGUAGACGUAGACGCAGACGCGGCCGGUGGUCGAGCUGGUGGUCGAGCUGGUGGUCGAGCUGGUGGUCGAGCUGGCCGUCGCCGGCGCACGGGCAGGCGACGCGGCCGCGCUUACAAGGACCGCGACGCCCCGCCGGCGGCGGCGGCGGAUGAUCGACAGCGGUAUCCUUUGGGCAUGGCAUCGGCGGCGGGGGUGGUUUAUGAGGAGGGGGAGGGGGAGGGGGAGGGGGAGGCGGAGGCGGAGUGGGAGGGGCAGCAGCAGGGUGCGCGGCAGGGACGUGUGCAGCAGGGUGUGCGGCGGGCUCAUUUCGACGGGGGGCGUGGAGAGGACGAAGAUUCGGAGCUGCCGCUGCAACCGACUAGGAACGAGGCGUUCGAAAGAGUGGCGCGACUCGCCCUGCAGCAGGCCGCGGACGGCUAUUCGAGCGAGCAUAUGACCGUUCGUGCCGUGUUUGAGGCGGCGACGAUGCAUGGGAUCAGUCACUUCGCUGAGGAUGCGUGGCGCUUUGCGAUGGAGGAGGGCGUGGGGACCGUUGGCGUUCGUCAUCUUGAACGUGCGAUGCUGGCUUACCAGGAGAGGACGGCCUGGAAGGUCACUGAGUAG